Hermetia illucens (black soldier fly) is the source of this 881-nucleotide messenger RNA. Its product is annotated as zinc finger protein 512B-like. The transcript is spliced from 2 exons. The coding region runs from base 154 to 750 and encodes 198 amino acids. Lineage: Eukaryota; Metazoa; Arthropoda; Insecta; Diptera; Stratiomyidae. The record is from RefSeq and is a predicted model, not a curated record.
CCUAGAUGGGGGUUACCACGGAGUACUGGCGCGCAUUAAGGUAUACACCAAAUCCGCAAUAUGUUUUUGAUAUAAAAGCUAACGGACACUAUCGGUAUAGCAUCAGUUCAAUUUCAUUCCAACUCUUAAGAAUACACAAUCAGUUCCUCCAGCAUGAAGGGUGCUUUCAUUGUCUUCUGCUUGUCAGUAGCCUUAGUAUCUGCCGCUUCCGUUUCGAAGGGUGCAGAAAAGAAAGCUGCCGAUAGCACUGCUGAUAAGAAACAAGACAAACGUGGACUUAUCGACUUCGGGUAUGGAUACGGUCAUGGAGGCAUUCUGGAGCAUUCCGGGCUGGAAUUGGGUCAUGGCAUCGGCUAUGGUCAUGGUAUUGGCUUAGGUCAUGAAGUGCACGUAACCAAGACUGUUGGAUUACCAUAUCCAGUGCCAGUUGAGAAGCCUGUUCCAGUUGUCGUUGAAAGAAAGGUUCCAGUUGUUGUAGAAAAACACGUGCCCGUCCAUAUUGACCGACCAGUACCUUAUCCAGUGAAAGUCCCAGUUAAGGUGCCAGUUAUCCAGAAGGUUGGAAUUCCAAUCCCAAAACCAUACCCAGUGGAGGUUCCAAAGCCAUACCCAGUCCACGUAUCGCACCCCGUCAUCGUUGAGAAGCAAGUCCCAGUUCUAUUGAAAUCCCACGACUAUGGAAUCCCCUCAAUCGGACUUGACUUCCAUGGCUUAGGACACGGAUUUGGACAUGGACAUUACCACCAUUAACUCGACUAACAUCCAAAUAUUUAAAACGUUCGUUUGUGAUUAUAUAUAUUCUCUUUAUUUUGUAUAAAAAAUAUGACGAAAACCAAGCCUGUAUUUUAUACUAGUUGAAAAUAAAAACUUUGUAAAUAAAG